Clarias gariepinus (North African catfish) is the source of this 4782-nucleotide messenger RNA. RefSeq names its product papilin a, proteoglycan-like sulfated glycoprotein (gene paplna). The transcript has 29 exons. Gene Ontology annotation, cellular component: extracellular matrix. Gene Ontology annotation, biological process: extracellular matrix organization. The coding region runs from base 158 to 3625 and encodes 1155 amino acids. Gene Ontology annotation, molecular function: metalloendopeptidase activity; serine-type endopeptidase inhibitor activity. NCBI's taxonomy places the organism in Eukaryota, Metazoa, Chordata, Actinopteri, Siluriformes, Clariidae. The record is from RefSeq and is a predicted model, not a curated record.
UCCAGUCCCACUGCAGCCGGAGACCGGGGAGGACUGACCACACACACACACACACACACACACACACCGGGGACAGAGCGGGACAGAGCGGGACAGAGGAGCUGAUUUGUGUCUGUAUGAGAAAUUAAGCAGCUGUGAACAAAAAAACAGUAAAGAGAUGAAGCUGCUGUUGGCCGUGACCUCCAUGCAGAUGCUCCUGGCUCCGGUGCUCAUGAUGCCGGGUGCUGAUUACUGGGCCGAAUGGGGGCCGUAUGGAGAGUGCAGUCGCUCGUGUGGCAUCGGCGUGACCGUGAGGACCAGACUGUGUGUGAGUCAGCGCACUGACGGAGGACGCAGCUGUGUAGGGCCGAAUAAAUCCUAUCGCACGUGUAAUAUUCAGGACUGCCCUGAGGGGUCGAGAGAUUUCAGAGAGGAGCAGUGCUCUCAGUUUGACGGAACUGAUUUUCAUGGAAAAUACUACAAAUGGUUACCUUACUAUGGAGAGAACCCGUGUGAGCUGAACUGCAUCCCCAAAGGAGAGAACUUCUAUUUCCGUCAGCGGAGCGCGGUGGUGGACGGCACGCCCUGUCGCCCGGGCAGGAACGAUAUCUGUGUGGAGGGAGUGUGCAGGCGUCUCGGCUGUGACAGCAUGCUGGACUCGGGGCAGCAGGAGGACGCCUGUCUGCAGUGUGGAGGGAACGGACAGUCCUGCCACCUCCUUAGGAACACCUUCUCCAUGCGGGAUCUACCCAAAGGAUACAAUCAAAUGUUCAUCAUCCCUGUUGGUGCCACCACCAUCCGGAUCAUCGAGAGCGUACCUACUCGGAACUACUUGGCCAUCAAGAACCUGCGUGGUGAGUACUACCUUAAUGGGCACUGGGUGAUCGAGUUCUCCCGGAGCACCCCGAUCGCGGGGACUACGCUGUACUACCAGAGAGGAGCGGAGGGGGAACUGUCCUCCGAGACCAUCACUGGCCGUGGACCGACCACUGAGCCUUUGGUGGUAGAGCUGAUUACUCAGGAACCCAACCGGGGAAUUGAGUACGAGUAUUAUCUUUCCAGCAGCCACCCCAGAGAGGGCCACUACUGGAGCUACGGCUCUUGGUCCGCCUGCAGCAAGGAAUGUGGCUCUGGUUACCAGUCCCGUCUCGUCUUCUGCACGUUUGAUAAUGAAGCCUACGCUGACUACUUGUGUGCGUCUCUGCCUCGUCCUCUCAAUAACCGCACGUGUAACGAGCAGCCGUGUCCCCAAACACGCAGGAUGGCGUACGUGUACGCACCACAAGUCUGGACACACAAGGAGGCAACACAUGUUUAUGUUCAGGUGUACAGCUGGAAGGUCAGUGAGUGGAAUCGGUGCUCUGUGACGUGUGGUGGUGGCACUCAGGUUCGACAGGUGGAGUGUGUCGCUCACGAUGCGUCUGGGAGGCGACUGGUGGAGGACUCUCUGUGUGAGACUUACACACCCAGACCCGUCAGCCAGCAAACCUGCAGCAUGCAGCACUGCGCGCGGUACAGCGUGUCAUCAUGGAGCCAGUGCUCUGUGACGUGUGGCUCUGGAGAGCAGACAAGAGAGGUGACGUGUGUGGGUUCAGCAGGAAAUCGUCUUACAGAUUACAUGUGUGCCAGUCUGCCCAAACCACCAAACACGCAGACCUGCGAGAUGCCCGGCUGCAUAACCCGGAUUGGCUGGCACAUCGGUGACUGGGGGCUGUGUUCUAAGAGCUGUAGCUCGGGGCUUCGGGAGCGGCAGGUGAUCUGUUCAGACUCACAGAGAAACAUUUACGGGGUGGAGCGCUGUAACACCUAUCACAAACCCUCUACUGUGGAGAGCUGCAACACACAGCCCUGCUACAGCCCGCAGGCGGUUCCCAGCAUGCAGGACCCGAGAGGUUAUGACAACACCAUUUUCGGUUUCUACCCCUACAAUCCUGAGGACGGCACCCUGGGUCACCAGCGCGAUGUUCCUUACUGCCAUCAGACUGCGUUCGGCUGUUGUCCGGAUGGUGUGACUCCAGCCAGUGGACCUCAUGGUCAGGGGUGUUACCAACCAUCACCCUGUACCCGCACCAGGUACGGCUGUUGUCAGGACGGUGUGACUCAGGCUCAUGGACCCAGUAAGGAGGGAUGUCCAGAACAUGUUCCCGCCGUCCCAGCUGUGGAACCUCGUGGGGUCUGCAGCAGGUCCACAUACGGCUGCUGUUAUGAUGGAGUGACUGCAGCUCAGGGUUCUAAUGGAGACGGCUGUCCUGGCGGGGCUCAGCGUGCUCCAUGUGAUCUGCCCCACACUGCUGGAUUGUGCGACGAGUGGACCGCUCGAUAUUACUACGACCCUGCCUCGUCUCGUUGUGAACACUUCUGGUACGGUGGCUGCCAUGGCAACGCAAAUAACUUCGCCACCUUGGAGGAGUGCCAGCAGACAUGCCAGAACAAAAGGCCCGUCUCCACGUCAUACAGCACCGCCUGGAGCCAGAUCCGGCCGGGCGCCAACACUUCUCAGCAUUCACAACGUCGCUGGGUUCAGUCGGGGGGGCGCAGGCCGGCAACCAGAGACGUGCAGGGUAACAGCCCUAGUGACAGUUGGCCUGCUGCGGGUGUGAGUAUAGACAAGUCGGACCCGUCUACGGUGGAGGGUAUAGUGGGCCAGUGGGUGGUGUUGCCAUGCAAAGUGAACCCGCCGCCAUCGUCCACGGUGACGGUCGAGUGGAGAAAAGACGGUGUUCUUCUCGACUCCUUCAGUCACAUACGACAGCCCGAUGGCUCCCUGUUCAUGGGCCCUGUGAGGAUCACCGACUCUGGCUGGCUGCUGUGUGUGGCCACACGAGACCGUGACCGAGAUCACCGCUACAUUUACCUCUCUGUCUCAGAGCCCAAAGACGGGGCAGGUAGACCAGACUCUGCAGACUCCAGAGUUUUCCCUCCCAGGUUCAGUAUUGACCGAUCAGAACCCUCGGUGGUAAACGGCCGCGCGGGUCAGAGUGCCAGGCUCCACUGCACCGUCCUACCGUCUUCAGCUGCUACUUCAGUCAUCAUACAGUGGACGAAAAAUGGAGCCGUUCUCAACACACUCAGACACUCUCAGCACUCUGACGGCACGCUGGUGAUUAAUAACCUCACAGCUGAUGAUUCGGGCACUUAUACCUGCACGGCCUCCAACAGCCAGCAGCAGGAGCAGCUGCAAAUCCAGCUCAGAGUCUCAGGGGACCUGAGGAUCACCACAGCUCCCAAGAACGUGCAGACGUCUCAGGGCAGCGUGGUUCGGCUCCCGUGUGUCGCAUCAGGAGAAAAUGUCAACAUAGCUUGGUCCAGGAACGGUGUGCCAGUGAGACCAGAUGGGCAUCGGGUGCAGGUGUCGGAGGAUGGCAGUCUGACGCUCUAUAACGUGCAGCCUGUGGACGAGGGCUUGUACACCUGCAACGCCUACGCCGGCACACACGCUGUCAGCGCCUCUGCCGAAAUUCGAAUAACCAAAGAUUCGGACGGGGGUCAAAGCCCGUCUCCCGACUGCGUGGACGAGCCUGAGUUAGCCAACUGUCGGCUGAUCGUCAGUGCCCGUCUGUGUGGACACAAGUACUACUCCAGCUUCUGCUGUGCCAGCUGUUACAGCUACUCUUUAGGAAAGGGCAAGCCUAGGAGACAUGUAUAGGGAUUGAGAAUCCACAGCGAACAGUCUCACCUCCUUAUACGCCACUGAAUGCUGGGAAACGCCACUCGUCAGGCGGACCAGGUGGACCGUCUAUCAGCAGUUAGGGUUUUACGGUUCUUCACUGUUCUCUGUAAAGAGGAACUUAUGUUCAGAUGUCUGAGCCUGGAUCAACAGUGAGAGACAGAACACUUCUAUCCAGGAGUACAGAGGACCACUCUGGCAUGUGCGAAUGUGUAUUGUAAAAGCAGUUGAAUAUAUUGGUUCAUUUUAUAACAGGAAAACAUAUUUGUUUUUAUUUUUAUUAUAUAUGCAUUUAUAUUUAUAAUGAUGGUCUAUGUCUUUAUAUAUUUUUUUAUGUACAUUACCAUGUCUUUUUGCGUGAAACACACAACACUGACUAAUGUCCUUCACACACUCAUUAUCUUUAUUAAUCUGUUUUGUUUCUCAUCUGGUUUUAAUAACUAUGUGCCAUCAGCAUAACAGUAGGAACUAAUACUAUUCCUCCUAAGGGAAAUAGCAAUGGCCCUAAAACUGAACCCUGUGGAACACCGAACUUCAAAACAUGCAGAAUAGUCACCAUUUAAACAAACAGAUUAUGAUCAGUCAAACAGGAUCUGAGCCAGCAGAGGGCUGUUCCAUUAAUUCCUACUACAUUUUCCAAUCUGUGAAGGAAAAUACUAUGUAACGGUGUCAAAAGCUGCACUGAGGUCAAGUAAAAUAAGCAAAGAGAUGCAACCCUGAUCAGAGGCCAAUAGGAGGACAUUUACUACUUUAACCAGCGCUGUCUCUGUGCUGUGAUGGGGCCUAAAUCCUGACUGAUACAGUUUGUGAAUGUUAUUCUUAUGCAGAUAUGAACAUAGCUACUUUGCUAGAGUGUCAGCCUUUUCUAGAAUUUUGGAGAUAAAAGGGUGUUUAAUUUAUUUCUGGUAAUAUCUGUUUGAAUAACCUUGUAGAGAUAGGAUCUAGUACACAUGUUGAUGAUUUUGCUGAAGAGAUUAGUAAAAUAAGUUCAGUCUCUUAAAGAGGAGUAAACUAUUGUGCUGGUCUGAUAUAGUUAGAUUAUCUCCUACAUCAUUAUGUAUACAAUGGUCUGGUUUUAAAGCAUACGUUUUUUUUGUCUACUAUUUUCAUGUAAAAAUUUCCUGAAGUCCUCAUAA